CCGCGCGCCGUGCCCGGGCCCGCACCGGGAUGGUGAACCUAGCGGCCAUGGUGUGGCGCCGGCUUCUGCGGAAGAGGUGGGUGCUUGCCCUGGUCUUCGGGCUCUCGCUCGUCUACUUCCUCACCAGCACCUUCAAGCAGGAAGAGAGGACAAUGAGGGAUCGGAAUCUCCUCCAGGUUCAAGACCAUGAUCAGCCCAUCCCCUGGAAAGUGCAGUUUAACCUGGGCAAUAGCAGUCGACCAGGCAAUCAGUGCCGUAACUCCAUUCAAGGGAAGCAUCUUAUCACAGAUGAACUAGGAUAUGUUUGUGAAAGGAAGGAUUUGCUGGUGAAUGGCUGCUGUCAUGUCAACAUGCCCAGCACAAAGCAAUACUGCUGCGAUGGCUGCUUGUCCAAUGGCUGCUGCAGCGCCUGUGAGUACUGCAUCUCCUGCUGUCUGCAGCCCAAUAAGCAACUUCUCUUGGAACGCUUCCUCAGCCGGGCAGCCAUGGCAUUCCAGAACCUCUUCAUGGCAGUGGAAUAUCACUCUGAAUUGUGUUUGGCUAAAUGCAGGACCUCAUUCCAGAGCGUCCAGCAUGAGAAUACCUAUAGGGAUCCUAUAGCAAAGUAUUGCUACGGCGAGAGCCCUCCCGAGCUCUUCCCUGCGUGAUGGGCGUGGAAGACUUAAAGCAUGGGUGAAAAGGGGCCCUGCUGAAGAACUGCCAGCCUGAGGCCAGACUUCAGCAUUCAAAUCUAGUGCAUUGGUCAGAGGACAAAGGCAUUGUGGAAACUACUUCUUGUGUUGUUCUCUUUGGCUUCACUCAUUGCCUGGACCUUACCAGAUGGA
This is a messenger RNA of Choloepus didactylus (southern two-toed sloth), 824 nucleotides long. Its product is annotated as SREBP regulating gene protein-like. The transcript has a single exon. The record is from RefSeq and is a predicted model, not a curated record. Gene Ontology annotation, biological process: positive regulation of SREBP signaling pathway. Bases 30 to 647 code for a protein of 205 amino acids. NCBI's taxonomy places the organism in Eukaryota, Metazoa, Chordata, Mammalia, Pilosa, Megalonychidae.